Molecule: messenger RNA, 1013 nt
Organism: Acanthisitta chloris (rifleman)
Lineage: Eukaryota; Metazoa; Chordata; Aves; Passeriformes; Acanthisittidae
Gene: MPST
Product: mercaptopyruvate sulfurtransferase
Exons: 2
Coding region: 57-950 (297 amino acids)
Biological process (GO): transsulfuration
Cellular component (GO): mitochondrion
Molecular function (GO): thiosulfate-cyanide sulfurtransferase activity
Source: RefSeq, a predicted model, not a curated record
AGGUGGACUCAGGUGGAUUCCGGGAAUUGGCUAAUCCCAGCCAGGACAAGCGAGCGAUGUCGCAACAGCUCCUCUACCGCGCUCUGGUCUCUGCCAAAUGGCUUUCAGAAGCCAUCAAGUCCCAGCAGGCUGGUCUGGCCUUGCGAAUCGUGGACGCAUCCUGGUACUUGCCGAAGAUGAAGCGGGACCCGAAGAAGGAGUUCGAGGAGCGCCACAUCCCCGGGGCAGUGUUCUUCGACAUCGACCAGUGCAGCGACCGAACCUCACCCUACGAUCACAUGCUGCCCAAGGCUAGUGACUUUGCCGAGUAUGUGGGCAAGCUGGGCGUGGGGAAUGAUUCCCACGUCGUCGUGUACGAUGGCAGCGACCAAGGUCUCUUCUCAGCGCCGCGGGUGUGGUGGAUGUUCCGGGUCUUUGGCCACGAAGCUGUCUCCCUCCUGGAUGGUGGCCUGAAGAACUGGCAGCGGGAGGGCAAUGCACUGAGCUCUGGGAAAACCCAGGUAGCUCCAUCUGAGUUCCAUGCCUCCUUGGACAAGUCCCUGGUGAAAACAUACGAGGAUGUCAUAGAUAACUUGGAUUCACAUCGCUUCCAACUGGUGGAUGCCCGCGCUGCGGGACGGUUCCGGGGAGUAGAGCCGGAGCCCCGCGAUGGAAUUGAGCCUGGUCAUGUCCCUGGGUCAAAGAACAUCCCCUUCACCGAUUUCCUCACAGAGUCCGGCUUAGAGAAGACCCCUGAGCAGAUCCGCACUCUGUUCCAGGAGAAGAAGGUGGACCUCCUAAAGCCAGUGGUAGCCACGUGUGGCUCUGGGGUCACUGCCUGCCACGUGGCUCUGGGAGCAUACCUGUGUGGCAAACCAGAUGUGGCAGUGUAUGAUGGGGCCUGGGUGGAGUGGUACAUGCGGGCACAGCCAGAAAAUAUUAUCUCUGAGGGAAAGGGGAAGACGGUGUAAUAAGCUGCUUCGUCUCCCAGCUGUGCAGGUAAUUUGCCUUGAAACAGGAUUUGGAAAAGAUGG